Molecule: messenger RNA, 3078 nt
Organism: Callorhinus ursinus (northern fur seal)
Lineage: Eukaryota; Metazoa; Chordata; Mammalia; Carnivora; Otariidae
Gene: SLCO3A1
Product: solute carrier organic anion transporter family member 3A1
Biological process (GO): prostaglandin transport; transmembrane transport; sodium-independent organic anion transport
Cellular component (GO): basolateral plasma membrane
Molecular function (GO): protein binding
Source: RefSeq, a predicted model, not a curated record
GUGGCGGCGGCGGCGAGGAGCUGUGCCUUCCACCUCUCCAGCCCCGGCAGGACGGGGGCGGCCGCCGCGGGCCCGGGGCGGGGACAGCACGCAGCCUCGCAGCGCACACCCCCGCCCGGCAGCGGCCCCGACACCCGGGGCGAGCGGGAAAGCGGCGGCGGCGGCGGCGGCGGCGGCGGCGGGGGAAGGAUGCAGGGGAAGAAGCCGGGCGGCUCGUCGGGCGGCGGCCGGAGCGGCGAGCUGCAGGGGGACGAGGCGCAGAGGAACAAGAAGAAGAAAAAGAAGGUGUCCUGCUUCUCUAACAUCAAGAUCUUCCUGGUGUCCGAGUGCGCCCUGAUGCUGGCGCAGGGCACGGUGGGCGCCUACCUGGUGAGCGUCCUGACCACCCUGGAGCGGAGGUUCAACCUGCAGAGCGCCGACGUGGGCGUGAUCGCCAGCAGCUUCGAGAUCGGGAACCUGGCCCUCAUCCUCUUCGUGAGCUACUUCGGGGCGCGCGGGCAUAGGCCGCGCCUCAUCGGCUGCGGCGGCAUCGUCAUGGCCCUGGGCGCGCUGCUGUCGGCGCUGCCCGAGUUCCUGACCCACCAGUACAAGUACGAGGCGGGCGAGAUCCGCUGGGGCGCCGAGGGCCGCGACGUCUGCGCCGCCAACGGCUCCGGCGGCGACCAGGGCCCCGACCCGGACCUCAUCUGCCGCAGCCGGACCGCCACCAACAUGAUGUACUUGCUGCUCAUUGGGGCCCAGGUGCUCCUGGGCAUCGGUGCUACCCCCGUGCAGCCCCUGGGCGUCUCCUACAUCGACGACCACGUGCGGAGGAAGGACUCCUCGCUGUACAUAGGAAUCCUUUUCACGAUGCUGGUAUUUGGACCAGCCUGUGGAUUUAUCCUAGGCUCUUUCUGUACCAAAAUCUACGUGGAUGCUGUCUUCAUUGACACAAGUAACCUGGACAUCACUCCGGACGACCCCCGCUGGAUCGGAGCCUGGUGGGGCGGCUUUCUGCUCUGCGGUGCCUUACUCUUCUUCUCUUCCCUCUUGAUGUUCGGGUUUCCACAGUCUCUGCCCCCACACUCAGACCCUGCCAUGGAGAGCGAGCAAGCCAUGCUCCCCGAAAGAGAAUAUGAGAGACCCAAGCCCAGCAACGGGGUCCUGAGGCACCCCCUGGAGCCCGACAGCAGCGCCUCCUGCUUCCAGCAGCUGAAAGUGAUCCCGAAGGUCACCAAGCACCUGCUCUCGAACCCUGUGUUCACCUGCAUCAUCCUGGCCGCCUGCAUGGAGAUUGCAGUGGUGGCUGGCUUCGCUGCCUUCUUGGGGAAGUACCUGGAGCAGCAGUUUAACCUUACCACCUCUUCUGCCAACCAGCUGCUCGGUAUGACUGCAAUCCCAUGUGCCUGCCUGGGGAUCUUCUUGGGCGGUCUCCUGGUGAAGAAGCUCAGUCUUUCUGCCCUCGGGGCCAUUCGGAUGGCCAUGCUCGUCAACCUGGUGUCCACAGCUUGCUAUGUCUCCUUCCUCUUCCUGGGCUGUGACACGGGCCCUGUGGCUGGGGUUACUGUUCCCUAUGGAAACACCUCAGCGCCUGGCUCGGCCCUGGACCCCUACUCGCCCUGCAAUAAAAACUGUGAAUGCCAGACCGAUUCCUUCACUCCAGUGUGUGGGGCAGAUGGCAUUACGUACCUGUCUGCCUGCUUUGCCGGCUGCAACAGCACGAAUCUCACCGGCUGUGCGUGCCUCACGACCGUCCCGCCCGAGAACACGACUGUGGUUCCCGGAAAGUGUCCCAGUCCCGGGUGCCAAGAGGCCUUCCUUACCUUCCUGUGUGUGAUGUGUGUCUGCAGCAUGAUCGGGGCAAUGGCGCAGACACCCUCGGUCAUCAUCCUUAUCAGGACAGUGAGCCCUGAACUCAAGUCUUACGCCCUGGGAGUCCUGUUCCUCCUCCUCCGUUUGUUGGGCUUCAUCCCCCCUCCCCUCAUCUUCGGGGCCGGCAUCGACUCCACCUGCCUGUUCUGGAGCACCUUCUGCGGGGAGCAAGGCGCCUGCGUCCUCUAUGACAACGUGGCCUACAGAUACCUGUACGUCAGCAUCGCCAUCGUGCUGAAGUCGUCCGCCUUUGUCCUCUAUACAACCACGUGGCAGUGCCUGAGGAAAAACUAUAAACGCUACAUCAAAAACCACGAAGGCGGGCUGAGCACCAAGCCAGACAGGAUUCAGAAUAAGGAGAGCAUGGGAUCGUGUGUUUGUCGUCCGACCUGCUGGGGCCCAGAGUCUACUCUUUGAAGGCACCUCAUGCUUUCUCGGGAUGCCGACAGCUGCAAGCAACAGGCACUGCCAAAUUCAGGGAACAGUGGUGGCCAGCUUGGAGGAUGGACGUUUCUGGAUAUACAUACACAUACAAAACAAAUUUUUUUAAAAAGUCUACUAAACAUCACAAGUUGACAACCAGGAUAAGCACUAGGGACACACACCCCGUGCUACCUGCCUCCUCCACGUGAGGGUGGGGAGCAUGCAAGUUGGAGGAGCGGGUGCCCCCUCCUCUAACUUUCGCAAUAUGGGUCACUGUGUAGACGACUCACCCAGUCUGCAUGUGGUUCAAGGCCCCCGAGUUCUCUCAGCGAUGCUAAUGGGUGAUCCGUGCUGGAGUCUGUAAUUGGCACCUCUCACCAGCUCCAUGUUCAUGUUCGAGACUGAGGGCCCGAGAGGGGAGCCAGGCGUGGGGGGCCAGCACCUCACCCCCCCCCCCCCGCCGGCCCCCCCCCCCCAGCCCCGCAGAGUGACCUCAGGAAGCAGUGGGCCUCGCCUGGCUAUGACUGACUUCGCUCAGAGCCGGUGAAAACCACACAGUCCAAGUCAUUUGCUUACAUUUGCCAAACAUUUUACCAUUUUUAAAGGAAAAAAAAAUGCAAUGCAUAUGAAUUUCAAACUGUUGUAUGUAUAAUCUUCUAAUACUAUUUUUAACCACUUCUAAAAUCCGUGUUAACCCUUCAAUCACUAACACAGUUCUCUAGGCUGAGUUUAUUAUGCUGGUUGCUUUUUCCUUUACUCCUUUUUUUAAUGCACCAAAAAUAUAAUGUGAUUCAAGGGAUGCAA